AUGGCUGCUCCUCGGGUGGCGACUCGCCUGCUCUCUGCUGCCUCGCGGGCAUCAUCCCGCCCCGCCUGCGCUGUCGCUCGCGCCCGCGCCGCCGCCGCCCGCCCCAUCGAGACGUCGGCCAUUCGCUCGCAGAUCCCGACGGGUAAGGAGUCGCCCUACGCGGAGCCUGCGGGUCGCAACCCGGUCGAGCACUUCCAGCCGUACUCUGCCCAGCUGCAAGAGUACGGCGCGUGGAUCAUGGCGUCGCUGCCAAAGUUCAUGCAGCAGACGAGCGUCUACAAGGACGAGUUGACCCUCUACGUCGCGCCCUCGGCCAUCGUCCCCGUCAUGUACUUCCUCCGCGACCACACCAACACCCAGUUCAAGCAGGUCAUGGACAUCUGCGGUGCAGACUAUCCGACGAGGGGAAAGCGCUUCGAGGUCGUCUACCACCUCCUCUCCGUCCGCCACCAGUCCCGCAUCCGCGUCAAGACCUACGCCGACGAGACCUCGCCCGUCCCCUCGAUCGUCAAGAUCUUCCGCGGCGCAGACUGGUAUGAGCGCGAGGCGUGGGACAUGUACGGCAUCUACUUCACCGGCCACCCUGACCUCCGCCGCAUCCUCACCGACUACGGCUUCGAGGGCCACCCGCUCCGCAAGGACUUCCCCUUGACCGGCUACACCGAGGUUCGCUACGACGAGGAGAAGAAGCGUGUCGUCUCGGAGCCUUUGCAGCUCUCGCAGGCGUUCCGCAACUUUGAGGGCGCGACAUCGCCCUGGGAGGGAACCGGCACCGGCAUCGACGCCCGCGCACCGCAGUUUGUUCUCCAGCCACCGAAGGACGAGGGCAAGGCAAACGAGGAGAAGAAGUCGGAGGCGACCAAGAAGUAA
This is a messenger RNA of Rhodotorula toruloides NP11, 870 nucleotides long. RefSeq names its product NADH dehydrogenase (ubiquinone) Fe-S protein 3. Gene Ontology annotation, molecular function: NADH dehydrogenase (ubiquinone) activity. NCBI's taxonomy places the organism in Eukaryota, Fungi, Basidiomycota, Microbotryomycetes, Sporidiobolales, Sporidiobolaceae. Bases 1 to 870 code for a protein of 289 amino acids. The record is from RefSeq and is a predicted model, not a curated record. The transcript has 6 exons.